AUGAACGUCUUGGGUCUAGGACGAAACACUCUGCAAAAGCUCAGCCGAUCCACGUCCGGUGCCAGCAUGUCCAACCUCGCCGAAUCCGACGUCGACGUCGACGCUCCCCUCAAGCCCCACUUUGGCCGCACCGAGAGCCACCUCACCGCGCUCACCGAGUCGAGCGACACCGCCAUGAUGCACCUCGACGACACGCCCCUCACCACCCCCUCGGUCACCGACCACCAGCCCAGCUUCCUCACCAUGCACCAGCCCUCCAUCGACAUCCGCAGAAGCCUCGUCGUCCUCAUCGACGACCUCAACGAUCAGGACUUUGUCGAUUGCGACCUCGAGUGCUUCCUCGAAUCGCUCGCACACGAGCGUCUCCUCCACAUGCCCCGCAAGAACUCGGCCUGGGACAAGGUGCUCCGUCAGGCAGAGGAGAUCGGCGCACAGCUCAACCACUUCUCCCACCUCGCCGCAGACGAACACUCGCUCAAGACCAGCCUCGUCGCCAUCCGACUCCACCUCGAAGUCGGUCAUCACCAGGCUCACGCCCUCCGUCCGCUCUUUGAGCUGCUCUCCCACAUUGCGCACCUCCUCAUCCGCUCGCUCCACACCAGCACCCCUUACCAGGCCCACUCGCAGCCCGUGCGCUCGCUCCUCCACUCGCUCUUCUCCCGAUACAUGUCGCUCAGCGCACACCUCGCACGCCACGUUCGCUCGCGCAUGAACCGUCUCAGCCCCACCAGCUCCGAGUCGAUCGACAUUGGUGCCCACUUUGCCGACGCCAUCGACGCCAUCGACAUCGACCGCAUCAAGCUCGAUCGCCUCGUCUGGAGGCUCGCCCUCGUCCAGCACGCCGUCCACCCGGCCGUAUCGACGCUCGACAUCCUCAACCACCUCGAGGGCAAGUCCGCCCCCAGCCUCAAGUCGCGCCUCUUUGCCAGCCUCAAGCGCCAGGCCACCGUCGAACCCGAAACGUGCGAGUGGUUCCAGACCCCGCUCCUCGGCUUCCUCCGCGGCCGCGACGACAUCCUCCAGAUCACCGGCAAGCCGGGCACAGGAAAGUCAUCGCUCGCCGUGUGGACCCAGGAGCGUCUGCGUCGCACGCUCGGUCGCAAGUCCUACGACGUCCUCCUCGUCGACCAGCACGACUCGCACUCGCUCCUCGACCUCGCAAAAUCGCUCCUCGCACAGAUCUGGCACCACAACAUCGGCGACGUAGAGCUCCACUCGGACCUCGCAGACGUCAUCGCUCACGACUACGAGGAGGAACCGCUCGCUCAGGCGCUGUGGGACGUCCUCGCCAACACGCUCGCCCGCAUCGCGUACGACAACGACAUGCUCCUCCUCGUCGACGGUCUCAGCACCCGCCACGACAAGGCGUUCCAGCAGCUGCGCCAGUGCGUACAGCGCAGCCCUCGCGCCCGCAUGGUCACCUUUGGCGGUGCUUACGCCGACGACUUGCCCGACUACAAGAUCACGCGCGACGUCAACGCCAAAGACCUCGCCGUCUACCUGCGCAACGGCCUUUCCAGGCAGGGCGUCCCGCACGACGAGACGCUGAUCGAGUCGCUGCUCGAACGCGCCUGCGGCUCGUUCCUCUGGGCCUACCUCUACCUCGAGCUCCUGCGUCUGCAUCCCGAACAGGACAGCGACUGCACGCUCGAUGUCCACAAGCUUCUGCAUGAGCAUGCCAAGCACCUCGGCGAGGCGGGCGAGCGUCUGGUCCAGUUGAUGCUCAUCGCCAGGCGGCCGCUCUGCUGGACCGAGCUCGGGGCGCUCAUGCGUCCCGACAUGCUCGAGGCAGCGCGAGCCUCGCCGCACGCCUCCAUCUUCUUCCAAGACAUCAGCGGCCACCUCCACUUCCGCCACGCCACCAUCCGCAGCUUUGCACGCGAACAUCUGCUCAACGACGAGCAGAUGGUGCACAGGCGCAUGCUGCGCAAGCUCCUCGUCUCGGUCGCCGCCGAAUUCACCGACGUCGCCCUGCCGCGCCUCGAGCUGCUCAGUGGUAAAGAGCUCGACGCCGCCCUCCACGCGGGCAGCGCCGUCGAGUACACCGUCCUCUUCUGGCACCACCACUUUGAGCGCUCCGGCCUCGAGGCGAAGGAGCUCGCCGACUGGUUCCCGCGCUCCACCCAGUUUGCGCUCCUCGAGUGGUCCUACUGGAACCACCACCGUCACGUUGCCCACCACAAGCUCGGCCUCGAGGUGCGCAAGGCGUGCUUCGGCAAGGACCACCUCUCGGUCAUGCAGAUGUACCUCGCCCUCGCAUGCAUCCAUCGCGGCCACCACCAGCUCUCGGAGGCGGCCGAGUACUUCUUCUACGCCUGCAAGCUCGGCCAAGAGGGCAAGUGCAUCGACCGCUUCUCGCUCGUCGUCACCAUGUGCGCCUCGCUCUUCCUCACCUGCACCGAGACGCUCGUGUUUGUCGAGAGGACCGAGCUGUGCACCAUGCGCGAACACAUGAUCCGCUUCACCAUCGAGAUCUGCCGCCGCCAGCACGGCGAGCACAGCGAACAGGUCAUCCACUGGUACCAGGUGCUCAUCCAGCUCCUCGUCGGCAUCAAGGAUCACGCCGCCGUCAUCAUCGUCUACCGCGAGCUCUACCACAUUUUCUUGCAUCUCCACGGCCCGCGCCACGAGCGCACCAAGCACAUCUGCAACGAGAUGGCCGGCCUCGAGAUCGUCGUGCACGGCGAAGAUACCGAGCUCAUCAACACCUACGUCACCUCGAUCCUCGAGACCGUCGACGACGAGGAGGACGAGCACGAGCACGAUGCGCGCAUCCUGGUGCUGCUGCGACUCGCACGCGGCUACGCCAAAUACCACCAACACUGGCACCACGCUUGCCGUCUCUACCUCACCAUCUGGCGUCGACUCGGCGAGAUCUGCCGCCGCCAGUGGUCGCUCGACAUGGUGCUGCUCAAGAUCGACGUCUGCAUCGAAUACGCCAAGCUGCUCCACGCCCACGGUAACGUCACCGAGGCGCACGACAUCCUCGUCGUGCUCUGGGCCGAGUUCCACCACCACGAGUGCAAGGAGUACGACAUCGUCAUCCGGCUCAAGCAGCUCGGCCUGGUGCUGCGCAGCUUUGGCCUCCUCUCGGUGUGCUACGAGAUCUUUGUCAAGCUCUUUGGCUGGUUCAAGGGCUGCGGCCGCCCCUAUGACGACGAGGCGCACGAGGUCACCGUCAUCGUCACCGAGGUGACCGAGGAGAUCGAGGAGGUCACGCGCAAGACCAAGACCACCACCAAGAUCACCGUCACCGAGACCGUGACGCGCGAGGUGUUUGAGACGCACUACGAGCGCUGCAUCCGCAUCAAGAAGGGCGACAAGCACCUGUACAAGGCGUGCCUGCUGCUCAUCAACCAGCUCAUUGCCUGCAGCAAGUACGAGGAGGUCGAGAUCGUCAUCACCCGCACCAUCGAGCUCGCAUGGUCCGCCUUCCUCGACGUCAGCGUCGACAUUUCGAUCCCCGGCGAGCACGUGCUCGAGAUCCUGCUGCUCGUCGGCCAGCUCGCCCACUGCCACCGCAAGAGGGGCCACUACGACGUCGCCGAGCGCUUCUACCUGCGCAUCUGGUGGGCCUGCCGACACAGCUUUGCCAUCGACCACGAGCACGUCAUCCACGCCUUCUGGGCGCUCAUCGGCUUUUACGAGGACCACUACCGCUACGACAAGGUCAUUGAGCUGUACGUCGAGGUGCUCGAGCUCUACCGCGCGCAUUGCGGCGCUCACCACACGCUCACCAUCCAGCUCAUGUACAAGCUCGGCAGGCUGUGCAAGAGGAUGGGCAGCCACAACUACAUCCAGUACUUUAUCGACAUCUACACGGUGCUCGAGGCACACCACGGCCACUGCCACCCGGAUGCGUGGGAGGCGGCGUGGGAGAUCUGCGAGUGGCGCUUCGACCACUGCCAUUGGGGCUCGCUCAUCGAGAUUUGUGGUACGCUGUGGCAGGUCUUUGUGCACGGAGGCCACGACCACGGCCACCACCACCACGACUUUUUCACCGCCGACAUCAUCAUGGUGCUGUACGAGCGCUACGUCAAGGGACUCGAGGUGCACGUCGGCUUCCACUUUGAGGAGCACUACAAGCUCACCAUCGAGCUGCGCGACGUGAUCAAGGUGCGCUUCGGCGUCGACCACACGCUGCUCAUCCGGGCGCUCAUUGCUCUCGCCAAGAUCUGCGAGUACAGCGAGGAGCACCACCACGAGGCGGUCACGCUGUACGAAGAGGUGAUCACGCGCACGCGCACCGUCACGGUCGAGACCAUCACCGAGGAAGAGGUGACGGUGGUCAAGAAGCGCCUCACCAAGGUGUACGUCACCAUCAUCGAGAAGGGCGGCCACCACCACCACCCCGAGCUGGGCGAGAAUGCGCUGCGCAUCUGCAUGGAGAUGUACCUCCAGCUCAAGGCCGAGCUGGGCUGCUGGCAUGAGCUGACGCUGUUUGCGCUCGAAAAGGUGCUCAUCAUCCACUUUGCGCUCGGCGGAGAGCACCACCACGCGCAGAUCCUGGUGCUGCUCCAGGCGACAGUCCUGGAAGUGCUCGGCAGCUGCCACGAGUCGGUGGUGCUGCACCGCGUUGCCAUCCACAUCUCCAAGAUGCUCAUCCGCUUCAAGGUGGCGGCGUGGGCGAUCUCGCUGCUGUGCAAGCUGCAGCACCUCAUUGUGCUGCCGGACAUGCCGUGCGAGCACGACCACGACGUCGAGUGGACGCACGCGCACGGCACGGAAAAGAUGUCGCUCGUGUUUAUCGUCGCGUGCCUGCACAACCUGGGUCAUUACGAGGAGCGCUCCUUCUCCGAGGUGAUGGCGGCGGUGCUGCUCGAGAUGCAGCUCUACCGACAGUACAGCUACGAAAGCCGCCGCGAGGUGGUCGAGAUGGUGGUGCUCCUGCAGGCUACUGCGCGUCUGCACUGCUUCUGGCACGCUGUCGGCCGUACCGCCCUCUGCCGCUCGAUCCUCGAGCAGGUCCUGGUGCACUUCCGCGCUUCGGAGCUCGGCGACUGCCUGGCCAACGAAGUGUCGGACGAGGUGGUCAUCGUGCUGCUCGAGUCGGUACUUUCGCACACCGACGGCGAAAAGCAGGUCAAGGACGUCGCGCACCUCUUCUGCCAUGCCGUCAACCACCGCGUCAGCCAGCUGCUCGAGGCGGGCGACUUUUCGACGGCGCACGAGCUCGCCAAGUGCGGCCUCAAGCUCGCACGUCACCACCGCUUCUACCACAAGCACGUGGCGCUGGGCUACAAGCUCGCCGAGUACAUGGCUGGCAUCGAUGUUCCCGCAAGCACGAGCAAGAAGAUCAGCAGGGCGAUGCGCCAGACGUCGCGCGCCAUCACGGACGAGGUGCUGUGUGCGCUGCGCGAGGCCAAGAUCGAGCUCGUGUCGCUGCGCUUCGACGACGUGCGCGGCCUGGUGCGUCUUCUGGGCGCCCAGUCGAACUACAGCGAGCUCGAGGCGGUGCUCGAGCAGCUGUGGCGGUCGAGGGAGGUGCAGCGGAGCUGGGAGCCGGCGACGGUGGUGUCGAUCGGGCACGCGCUCGUGCAUGCGCACGUGGCUGCUGGCCAUCUGGACGCGGCUAUGUCGCUGUGCGACACGCUGUGCUACAACCUGCGCCACUCGGGCGACGGGCUGGACGACGAGGCGGUCGAGGCGAGCCAGCUGCUAGCACAGCUCUACACGCACGCUGGCCGCCACGACCGCGCCAUGGGCGUGUACGAGGAGGUGCUGCGCGAGGUCGACGAGGACGGCACCUCGGAGCUGUUUGAGCGCUGGGCGGGCAAGCAGCUCCAGAUGCUGCGCUUUGCGUAUGCGCGCAACGGCGGCUUUGCCAACAGCAGCUCGACGUAUCGCGACCUGUUUGCCUCGCUCGCCACGCGCGGGCUCGACUGCCACCACGAGGCGUGGGAGCUCAACGCGGGCGACGAGCACGCACAGCCGCACACGGGCGGCUACAUUGCGCCCGACAACUGGUUCCUCCUCUCCACCACCGCCGUCGCACAGCCGGGACACGCUGAUGCGCACGGACACAUGCACGAGCACAAGCAGAAGCGCAGCAUGCGCCGCGGCCGCGACUCGCUCACCGACAUUGUGCUGCGCCGUUCGCGCGGCUGCCGCGUGUCUGCCGCCGACAAGAUGCACGGCGCACGAGCGUCGCUGCCUGCACAGGCUGCCUAA
Messenger RNA from Moesziomyces antarcticus, 6171 nucleotides. Its product is annotated as NACHT domain protein. Lineage: Eukaryota; Fungi; Basidiomycota; Ustilaginomycetes; Ustilaginales; Ustilaginaceae. The record is from RefSeq and is a predicted model, not a curated record. Gene Ontology annotation, molecular function: protein binding. The transcript has a single exon. The coding region runs from base 1 to 6171 and encodes 2056 amino acids.